This is a messenger RNA of Paramecium primaurelia, 2014 nucleotides long. Lineage: Eukaryota; Ciliophora; Oligohymenophorea; Peniculida; Parameciidae. The record is from the annotation of a GenBank genome assembly.
AUGAUUUUAUUGGGACUUUUAUUUAUCAAAUUUGUAUUCUCAUAUGAAAUUGAUGUUAACACAUUUUCAAAUUAUCUUGAUGUAUAAAACAGGCAUAUUCAUUUUGAAUGGCUAAUAAAUAUGGAAAAGAAAUUGAUCAAUGCUACAGCUAAUUAUUAAUUUCAUGUUAUUGGGCCAUCAAUAUACAAAGUUAAAUAACAAAACUAUAUUAGAUUAGUUUAGACAUCAAAGAUUUGACAAUCUAUACGAUUUAUAUGGACAAUGGUGUUGUUCUUCACUAUUCAGUAGAUUAUCCAUACGCUGAUAGUGACUAGGGCUAAAGAUUGAACAUAAAGCUUAAAAGGGAAUAUAAAAGGGACGAAUUUGUUAUUUUAACAAUCAAAUACUCAAUUGAUUCUCGUUCUGAAUCAAUUAGUUUUAUGAAUAUAUCACAAACAUAAACCAAAAGUGAAAAUGCAUAAAUAUAUUUAGGCAUGCCGUACUUAUUUACUUAAUGUUAAGAUGCUUAUUGUAGAUCUCUAGCACCAUUAUAAGAUACACCUGCGAUCAAACAAACAUAUUCUGCUACAAUAAUCUACAAAAACAUAGAAGCAACAGAUGUUUUUAUGUCAGCUGAUGAAACUUAAGAAUAAUUUACAAUUUUAAAUCAUCCUUCGAUUGAUCCUAAUUUUACUUGGAAGUAUAAAUAUUUUGUCUAAAAAACACCAAUACCAAGCUAUCUAAUUGCCAUAGUUGCAGGUAAUUUGUAAAAAGUACCAACAAGUAAUGGUGGCAGAACCUUUUUGAUUAGCGAGCCUGAUAAAAUUAAUGAAUACAAAGAAGAACUUAAAGAUAUGGAAUAAUUUUUAUAGGCUAUUGAAUAAUAUAUAGGACCAUACACUUGGGGAACUUACACAAUUGUGAUAUUGCCCCCUUCUUUUCCUUAUGGAGGUAUGGAAAAUCCAUUAUUAACAUUUGCCAGUCCGACAAUUAUGACAAAGACUGGUAGUGGAUUAUAUGUUGCUAUUCAUGAGAUGGCUCACUCAUGGUUUGGGAAUACCAUAACAUGUAUUAAUUGGGCAAAUAUGUGGAUUAAUGAAGGAUUUACAGUUUUUUUAGAAAGAAAAGCUUCUUUAUUUUAUUACAAAGUUCUUGAUGAUAUUAAAUUAAAUGCCAUAAUUGGAAAUGCAACUAUGUAUUAAGAUAUUUUGGAUUUGGGUCCAGAUAGUAAAUUAGCAUCUCUACAUCCUGAUACAACAGGAAUUAAUCCAUAACUAUCGAUUUCUGAAAUACCUUACGAAAAAGGAUUCUAAUUCUUAACAUUUUUAGAAGGAAUCAUUGGAGCAGAGGAUUUUAAAUAUAUGCUUAGAUCUUAUUUAAAUACAUAUAAGUAUAAAUCAAUUGACCAACAAGAAUUCUAACACUUUAUCCUUCGAUAUUUAUAUGAACAGCAUGUUGAUGAUUAUUCAACUAAAAGAUAUCGAAUCCUAGAAUAUUGGGAUACUUGGAUUUAUCAACCAGGAUUACCACCAAUUAUUUUGGAUUUUUCAACUAAUAAACUUAUUGAAACAUAAUAAUAUACAACUUCUUAUAUAAUAGCUGAUGGUAGGUAACCUGAUAAUUAUGCUUAAUACUUUAAUUUUUAUCCAUCUUAAAAAAAGGUUUUUUUGGAGGAAUUAUUUAAAAAAGCCCAAAAUAACCAGUUAAAAUUAACUAUUAUUGAAUAAAUUGACAAAGAUCUUUAAUUAACUAAUGAUAAUGACUAUGAAUUAAAGUUUAGAUGGUUUAAAGCCAUUUUGACUGCUGGAGAUAGAACCCGUUUUAAUUUAAUUGCAAACUUCUUAGGAGAAGUUGGUACAUGUGAAUUAUCCUGUCCUGUAUACAAAGCAUUAAAUGAAUUAGAUCAGUAUUAAUUUUUAUUUAUUUAAGCGAUUUUGCAGUUUAAACUUUUAAAACUCAUUAAGAAUUCUAUCAUUAAAUUAUCAGAAAUAGCAUAAAAAGUAUCUUAGAAAAGAACAUCUAACUUAUUAAAUGA